Molecule: messenger RNA, 591 nt
Organism: Cygnus atratus (black swan)
Lineage: Eukaryota; Metazoa; Chordata; Aves; Anseriformes; Anatidae
Product: olfactory receptor 14J1-like
Exons: 1
Coding region: 1-591 (196 amino acids)
Biological process (GO): G protein-coupled receptor signaling pathway
Cellular component (GO): membrane
Molecular function (GO): olfactory receptor activity
Source: RefSeq, a predicted model, not a curated record
AUGGCCUACGACUGCUACGUUGCCAUCUGCAAGCCCCUGCACUACGGGAGCCUCGUGGGCAGCAGAGCUUGCACCCAGAUGGCAGCAGCUGCCUGGGGCAGUGGCUUUCUCAAUGCUGUCCUGUACAUGGCCACUACAUUUUCCCUGCCCCUCUGCCAAGGCAAUGCUGUGGACCAGUUCUUCUGUGAGAUCCCCCAGAUCCUCAAGCUCUCCUGCUCAGAUGCCUACCUCAGGGAAGUUGGGGCACUUGUGUGUAGUGUUUCUUUAGCCUUUGGCUGUUUUGUUUUCAUUGUUUUCUCCUAUAUUCAGAUUUUCAGGGCCGUGCUGAGGAUGCCCUCUGAGCAGGGGCGGCACAAAGCCUUUUCCACGUGCCUCCCUCACCUGGCUGUGGUCUCCCUGUUUAUCAGCACUGCCAUAUUUGCCUACCUGAAGCCCCCCUCCAUCUCCUCGCCAUCUUUGGAUCUUAUUGUGGCAGUUCUCUACUCAGUUGUUCCUUCAUCAGUGAACCCCCUCACCUACAGCAUGAGGAACCAGGAGCUCAGGGAUGCACUAAGGAAACUCUAUGGAUACAUGCUUCUUCGGAAUCAAUAA